ACGUUAAGUAUGCAACAAUUUAUGAGUAAAGUAACGAAAGCCUCGGCCACAGUAUCUACGAAACGACGGAUCAAAAUCCAAACGACAUUCUCUCGUGCUAUUUGCCUUCACGUUAAAGCAUGCAGUGAAUUGAAAUUCUGAAAUUACCCUUCAACUUUGUAUAACUGCCGCCAACUAACCAUCAUCAACUCUCGCCAAACAAGUUUUGUCUAUCAUCUUCCUAAUCCUAAUUUGUACCCGUCAUACCUCUUAAACCUUUCAUUUCAUCACCAUCUUUUUGCAGUUUCUCUUUAUGGGUAAAAGUGAAACUAUAAAAAGCUGCUAACAGGGAAGUGAAUUAAAGGAGAGAUGAUAAAGAAGCCACAAAAGGUCAACAUGUUUAUUAAAAAAUGGUCUGAGCUUGAUUGGCGUCUUCUCUUCUUAGUCGUCGUUCCCCUUUCGUUUCUGUUUUUUGUUUCUUCCUUAACUUCUACGCAUCUCAAUUCUGUCGUCUCGCUCCGCUCCUUUAUCUUCAGCAACUUGUCGGAUUUUAUAAGUUUACAUCCCCACUCGGCCAACGCUGUUCGGUCGUUGGACAGGUCGAGGAUUGCGGUUUGCUUGGUUGGUGGAGCCAGGAGGUUCGAGCUGACGGGACCUUCCAUCGUGGAGAAGGUUCUUAAACGGUACCCCAAUUCAGACCUUUUUUUGCAUUGUCCCAUGGACAAAAAUGCCUUCAAACUAUCGCUUCUAAGAACUGCCCCCAGGCUCGCCUCUGUUCGAAUUUUCGAGCAGAAACUAGUGCCGGAGACGGGGGAGCAAGUCCGUGUCCUCACGGCGGCCAACUCCCCUAAUGGCAUCCAGGGUCUUCUGCAGUAUUUCAAUUUGGUGGAGGGAUGCAUCACGAUGAUCGAGUCACACCAAAAGCAACACGGCUUCACCUAUGACUGGAUCGUUCGGACCAGAGUAGACGGUUACUGGAGUGCGCCGUUACAUCCCCGACAUUUCGUGGCGGGUCGAUAUACCGUCCCAUCUGGGUCAGUUUACGGUGGCCUUAAUGACCGCCUCGGCAUCGGCGAUUUCUUCACUUCCAAGAUUGCUCUCUCCCGCCUUGCUCUCAUCCCCGAAAUCGACAAGGCAGGGUACAGGCAACUCAACUCGGAAUCUGCGUUCAAAGCCCAACUCACCACCCUAAACAUAUCCUAUGCGGAGAAUAGAUUACCGUUCUGCGUGGUGACGGAUCGGACGUACGAGUUCCCGCCUGCCCGUUUAGGUGUGCCGGUGGCGGCGAUGUCGAGCCUGGGUCCACUGAGUGGGGCCAAAUGCAGGCCGUGCAGCCCUGUAUGUAAAGACGGUUGUGUGGCGAACGUGAUGUCGUCGCUUGACAAGGGAUGGAGCUGGACCGACUGGGGUAACGGGACUCUUGAGCUAUGCAACGCUCAAGGCGAGUGGGAGAAGGGAUGGGAGAAGAUUUUCGAUAGGGUUGCGGGUCAAAAACUCGCUCAAGAGAGGAAGCGAGUUAAAAGUUUGAAGCUGGAGGAAUGUAUUGGUGAUUUUAGAGAAAUGAAGAAAAAGGCCUUCAAGUGGGAGGCACCUACGCCGGAGGAAAUCUGUGGACUGGGGUUGGGCGUCUCACAAAAUUGAUUCUUAUUCUUUAGAAUCAAAGCUUAUUUAGUGUAGCCAGCAAGGAUUGGCAUUGCGAGUCUGCAGAUACUUCAGCUAACCACUAUCCCCUGCACUAGAUUAUUGAUUUGCUUUAAAUAACAAGCGGCAAAAACAAGAAAGGCGACGCAUGGGAAGAAAGCUUAAAACUUCAUCUCAAACAACCGAAUGUGAGAACGAAGUAGGAAGGGUGGUUGCAAACCAAAGGGUCAGCAAAAGGUUGCAGGUCGAGUUACCAAACUGUCAAAACCAAACUAUCAAUGUGGAUAUACUAAAUAGGCAAUUGGCAGUAUAUGUAUGGUGAUGUCUCAGUAACACCAUCCGCAUGGGCCACCCAUACUCAUCUAUUUCUUGGUAGUUCACUUGUCAUUUCUUCGUCACUAUACCAUUCUUUCAUCCAUUUUAUAUUUCCUGUUUUUGCUUUUGUGGUUUAUUUUUAGGAAUCACACAUUAAUAUAUGAACCAGCUUCCCUCACCCUGUUUCACUUCAUUUAUAUUAUUCCUACUUUUGACUUCAGCUUUUAAUA
Messenger RNA from Gossypium raimondii (Peruvian cotton), 2165 nucleotides. RefSeq lists its product as uncharacterized. Bases 349 to 1620 code for a protein of 423 amino acids. Lineage: Eukaryota; Viridiplantae; Streptophyta; Magnoliopsida; Malvales; Malvaceae. The record is from RefSeq and is a predicted model, not a curated record. The transcript is spliced from 3 exons.